Messenger RNA from Pipra filicauda (Wire-tailed manakin), 2399 nucleotides. It is a transcript of the gene LZTS3, whose product is annotated as leucine zipper tumor suppressor family member 3. The coding region runs from base 209 to 2209 and encodes 666 amino acids. The transcript is spliced from 4 exons. Gene Ontology annotation, cellular component: dendritic spine. Gene Ontology annotation, biological process: regulation of dendritic spine morphogenesis. The record is from RefSeq and is a predicted model, not a curated record. NCBI's taxonomy places the organism in Eukaryota, Metazoa, Chordata, Aves, Passeriformes, Pipridae.
GAAUGUGUGUGUGUGUGUGUUGGUGACACAGGACAAAAUGAGAUGAGACCCCUCGGACGGGAGCGGCCGCCCGGCUGCGAUCCCUGAUCCCUGCCCGAUCCCUGCCCGCUCCCGCACAUCGCUGCGAUCGCCACCGGGCACGGGCGCAGCCCCAGCAUCCCCGCCAAGAUGCCACUGACCCGUGCCUCCAGCUCACCUCGACGCUGCCAUGGCCACGCUAGAGACACUGCCCGUCCUGAGUGACCCCACCCGCGCCAGCCCGCAGAACUUCCACGGACUCGCCGCCCGGCCAUCCCGAACCGCCGCCCCCAGGAGCGCCAUGGGGAGCGUGGGCAGCGGCGUGGCCAACGACCAGGAGUUUGCCAUGAAGAGCGUGGGCACCCGGACGCAGGGCAGCGGCCGCCAGGCCUCCGAGGGCUCCCGCAACAACGGCUACUCCGCGCGGGAGAUCUCCAACUGCUACUCCGGCGAGGAGAAGACCUACAAGUCGGAGAAGGUCUCCAACUCCCUCUACAUCAACGGCGACCUGCGCAAGAGCGAGAAGGUGAAGAUGGACAUCUGUGGGAACGUGACCUCCAACAACGAGAAGAACCUGCCGCCUCCUCCCCAGUACCGAGAGCCCGGUAACCCACCAAAGAUAUUGCCAAUCUCCGGCAAACUCGACCAGAGCAAUGAGCCCUUAGUUAGACCCUCAGCCUUUAAGCCAGUAGUUCCUAAAAACUUCCAUUCCAUGCAGAACCUCUGCCCGCCGCAGAGCAACGGGAUGACGGAGAACAGGAAGAGCUUGAACCACGCCAACAGCAAUAGCCCGUCCGCACCCAAAGCUGGGCUCGACAAGGGCAGCCUUAACAGGACUACAAACCAAGGGGGGGGGCUCUCGGAUUCGGGGCGUAACUCCCUAACGAGCCUGCCCACCUACGGGACGGGCUACAGCCAGCACGUGGGGCCCAUGAGCGCCUCCACCAGCCACAUCAACCGCAUCGGCACCACCUACGUGGAGAAGAACAUCGUGGGAUACAACGGGAUAUCUACCUCAGACAGCGGGCGGUCCUCCAGCAAGAGCACCUCCUCCUUCAGCAGGCUGAACCAUCUCAACGAGACCAUGCCUUUCCACUCGCCUUCCACGGACGACAUCAUCCAGGACCUGGAGGACCGGCUGUGGGAGAAGGAGCAGGAGGUCCUCCAGAUGCGGAGGAACCUGGACAAGAGCGAGGCGGCGAUCUUCCAGGUCUUCGAGGAGAAGCAGAAGAUCUGGGAGAGGGAGAUGGAGGACCUGAGGCAGAACUACGCCAACAAGCUGCAGCAGGUCUCCAAAAAGGCGCAGCGGGCUCAGCAGGCUUUGCAGCUCCAAAUUUUCAAGCUCCAGCAGGAGAAAAAAAAACUCCAGGACGACAUGGGGCAACUCCUCCAGCAGCGAGAGGAGCUGGAGAAGAAAUUUGUGGCUUUCAAGAAGGAGCAGGCUGAGUUUCUCCCAAAGAUUGAAGAGACCAAGUGGGAGGUGUGCCAGAAGGCAGGCGAGAUCUCCCUGCUCAAGCAGCAGCUGAAGGACUCCCAGGCAGACGUCUCCCAGAAGCUGAACGAGAUCGUGGGGCUGCGCUCGCAGCUCAAGGAAGGCAAGAACUUCCUGCGGGAGAAGGAGGAGCAGAUCCUCACCCUGAAGGACUCCUACAGCUCCAAGAGCGUCAACCUGGAGAUCUGCGAGGGCGAACUGCAGCGCAAGAUGAGCGAGGUGCAGGUGCUGAGGGAAAAACUGAACCACUGUGAGCUGGAGGUCUCCGGCCUGAAGCGGACACUUGCCAGCAUGGGACCCCCGGGGCCCUUCGGGGGCGACCUGGGCGAGAAGCUGCGGGACCCGCUGGCCUGCGAGAGCGACGAGGCCAAGAUGCAGCGGCAGAGCGAGGACAGCGUGAACUCCCUGCGGAAGGAGGUGGAGAGGCUCCAGACGGAGCUGAAGCUGGAGCGGCAGCAGCGGGAGCAGCAGGUGAUGGACUUCGAGGAGGAGCGGCGCACGUGGCAGGAGGAGAAGGAGAAGGUCAUCAAGUACCAGAAGCAGCUGCAGCUGAACUACGUGGAGAUGUACCAGAAGAACCAGCUCCUGGAGCACAAGGUGAACGAGAUGAACACCAAGGCCACCAGCCCCCCGCACACCGAGGAGAAAAAGACGUGGACUCCCUCCAGGCUCGAGCGAAUUGAGUCCACCGAGAUCUGAGGAGGGGCCACCACCACGACACAACGAGAUUUUUUUAUUGCUGUGCAUGUACUACCUACUCAAGCCAGUGAUCUUCCGAAGGAUAACGCGCUACCGCCGGAGCAGGGGGAGCCUGCUCUGCUCCCAGCCGAGCUCCACCACCCUUACUCUCCACUUCUGUGCUCUGUAGGUAAAAUAACUGUGGAUGUGC